UGUGACAGGUUUUCUGUAUACAGUGACAGACCAGCAGAUAUACAGAGGUCUCCCCGCAGCAGAAACUGGCAGCUUUAACAUAAGUCAAAAAUAUAAAAAUAUAAACGUAAAACAAAUAUAACAAUGGUCCUUUCUUGUUAUUUUGCUAUAUUUAUUGUUCUGUAGAAGAAACAGCGCAGGACAGAUAAGGAUCUAUGUAAAGCCCACCCCCAAAAACAAAUGAGCAGCCAAUCAGGCCCCUCGUCUGAACUAUUUGCCUUUAAUAAUUAAAGCAACAAUCUCACCUUAAAGAGGGGGAAUAUAACCAACAAUAAUCAAAAUGUUCUUAAAGAAAAUUCAAGAGCUUUGCUUUUGUAUUGGUGGAUCGGGAUGGCUGGAGGAGGACUCUGGGUCAGAUCUUUUGCAAGAAAAAAGAAUACAGGAGAUGCCGCUAUUUCUUGCUGCUAAAGAAAACAAUGUGCAGUAUCUGAAAGAGCUCCUGGAAUCAGACGUCUGUGACCCACUUCAGAGAGGAGUUUUGGGCGAGACUGCUCUACAUGUGGCUGUUUUGUACGAUAACGUGAAAGCUGUCGAGACUCUGCUAAUGGAAGUUCCUUACCUGGUUAAUCUAGAGAUGACCUCUCCGCUCUUUCAAGGACAGACCGCCCUGCAUAUUGCUGUUGUAAAUCAAAACAUGAAUAUGGUUCAGCUUCUCAUUGACAGUGGAGCUGAUGUUUCCACCCCAAGAGCUACAGGGAGCUUUUUUAACCUCAAACAAGAACAUCUCUUCUACUUUGGGGAGCACAUUUUGACAUUUGCGGCUUGUGUGGGGAAUAUUGACAUUGUGAAAUUACUUAUUACACAUGGAGCAGAUCUGCGUACCCAAGACUGUUUUGGCAACACUAUUCUCCAUAUUCUGGUUCUUCAGCCCAACAAGAAUAUCUCCUGUCAGGUGUAUGACUUUCUCUUGUCUCUUGACUGUGAAAACAAAUGUCUACGUCUUGAUCAAAUUAAGAAUAACCAAGGACUCACUCCAUUAAAAAUGUCUGCAGCAGAAGGCAAUGCUAUUAUGUUCCAGCAUCUUCUGCAGAAAGGCGUUAAAACAGUGUGUUCCAUGGGCCCCAUAUCAUACACCCUCUAUGAUCUGACAGAGAUCGAUUCCUGGGGUUCUUCUUGUUCCGUGCUUCAUCUUCUUGUUUCUUCAAGGAAACCUGAGGCCCGUCGGAUACUGGACAUCUCUCCAGUGAAAGAGCUGAUCAAUGAGAAAUGGCAGAGCUUUGGUCGUCCUUAUUUCUGUGGUCUUGCAGCCCUCUAUGUGCUGUAUAUGAUCUGUGUCUCUCUAUGCUGUGCCAAUAGACCUCUUCAACCCCUAUUUAAAAACUCCACAAACCCAAGGGACAUUACAUUACUUACACAAAAACACCUUCAGGAGUCAUACAACACACCGAUGGAUGAGCUACGUCUUGUGGGGGAGUUGAUCGCUGUUAUUGGCGCUUUGGCUAUGUUACUUCUCGAGAUCCCCGUAUUAAUGAGCAUCCAUAGUGUUAGCUUUUUUAAAGACACAGUAUCAGGAGGACUUUAUCAUCUAAUCAUAGUCUUUUUUUCGUCCCUUGUCCUGCUUACCCUGGCUCUGAGACUUACAAACACUAAUGGUGAGGCGAUACCUAUGUCAAUGGCUUUGGUACUCGGCUGGUGCUAUGUCAUGUAUUUUGCUAGAGGAUUUGAGUUGUUUGGACCCUUCUCUGUGAUGAUACAUAAGAUAAUGUUUGGAGAUCUCUUGAGAUUCUUCUGGCUUAUGAUGGUUGUUAUAAUUGGGUUUGGAACAGCUUUCUUUGUCAUAUUUCAAACAGAAAACCCCAAACAUAUGGGGAUAUUUUAUAGCUACCCCAUGUCUCUCUACAGCACAUAUCAACUAUUUAUCAAUGUCAUCAACUCUCCAGCAAACUAUGAUGUGGACCUUCCUUAUAUGUUUGGAGUAAUUUAUUUUCCCUUCACUCUGAUCUCAAACCUUUUGAUGCUGAACCUGUUCAUUGCCAUGAUGGGCGACACCCACUGGCGGGUGGCACAGGAGAGGGAUGACAUAUGGAGGGCUCAGCUGGCAGCAAUUACAGUUAUGUUGGAAAGCAAACUGCCACGAUGGUUCUGGCACCGUCAAGGAAUAUGUGGGUCAAAAUAUGGUCUAGGAAACCAAUGGUAUUUAUGUGUGGAGGAGACCCAAGAUACCCAGAAGAUGACACCAACAUUCCAUCAAAAGAAGAUAUGUCAGGAUCAACAGAAAAUAUCCAAAAAUAUAAACACAACAGUAAAGGAAUCCAUAUUAGACAGAACUGAACCCAAGGUUGGGCCUGACUCACCGGCAAAGAGGAGAUCAAGUAGAGCCUGGCAGAUCCUCCGAAAGGCAACCAUAGACCAAUUACAGGGAACAACCAUGUUACCUAGAGAAACUGAGCAGGAAGUCUAUUAUAUCUAAUAAGAGGUUUUUUUUUUUGGGGGGGGGGUUAAUGACAUAAAUGAGACGGGGCAAUUAAACGUCUAAAGGUCCGAUAUGGCCCUAAAUAUUUUAAGUUUAUGCAAUUGCUGCCAUAUUCAGGAAAAAUUUCAUCCAAACAUGAUAUAAUAUCCAGCAUUAUUCUCUAAACCACCAUAAAUAUAUUUAUUUUAUAUUUUUUUUAAUAAACAAGCAAAAUACAUUUAUUUGUUUAUGAGGCUAAAAUCAGGUCUCUUUUGCUUUUCAAUAAGAAAAAAAGUUAUCUUUUCUCUAGACCAGUGAUGGCAAACCUUUUCACUCCAGUUGUUUCAGAACUACAUUUCCCAUCAUGCUCUACUGCACUUCAGAGUUCACAAGCAUCAUGGAAAAUGUAGUUCUGAAUCAUCUGGAGUUAGACAAUUGUUUCUGUCAGACUAGAGAUGAUGGUUUUAAAAUGUUCCUUAAAAUAUGAAAAGUACUGUUUUUGUAGUUUGUUUAAUUAUGUUCACAUUAUAUACUAUUACAAUUUACAUGAACAUGAAUUCAUAUUUUAGGAAAAACUGUAAAAUUAUAAAUAUUUUAAACAGUCUAUAAAA
This is a messenger RNA of Bombina bombina (fire-bellied toad), 3042 nucleotides long. Its product is annotated as transient receptor potential cation channel subfamily V member 6-like. Bases 320 to 2449 code for a protein of 709 amino acids. Lineage: Eukaryota; Metazoa; Chordata; Amphibia; Anura; Bombinatoridae. The record is from RefSeq and is a predicted model, not a curated record. The transcript has 17 exons. Gene Ontology annotation, biological process: calcium ion import across plasma membrane. Gene Ontology annotation, cellular component: membrane. Gene Ontology annotation, molecular function: calcium channel activity; protein binding.